UGCCUCUUGCAUCUUGUGGGCAGCAACAUCGUCGUAUAGGUACUUGUAGGCACUCAUCAGGCUCCGCAUUAGACUGGUCAGUGUUACACAUCUGCACUUGCACAAUUAGAUUUAUGUAUACGUAGAUCCAGUGCCUGUUUAUAAGCCUACCAAGAGCACAAAACCCCUUGUUUGGGCAUUUCUAGUUGUAAUACCUAACUCAUAGUGUCAUUCCCAUGUCCUGUAGCUGAGAUGCCCUCCUCCGUUGUGCCAGCGGAGCUGGGCAGACAACCCUCUUGUUCUGGGGCCUCAUCUCCAAGCUGGUGUGCUGGGGAGGAGGCUAUGUGCUCCAUGUGUGGGCUGGCCUGUUUGUCAGUUCACCAGAGAGAAAAACAGCGAUGGUUGUGCCCAGCUUGUGCCUGACAGCUCUUCCCUUUUGCUGUGGAAUUCCUUGAGGCACGUUACUUGUACUGGACCUAACCGCUCUGUCAGCCUCGAGGCGUUUCACGGUUGCUUCAGUUUCAGUGUUUGGCUAGAACGAACAAAUCAAAAGUGAACAAAUCGCUUCAGCACGUUAUGGUUAGCUGAACUGAAGCAGCUAUCUUGUGCCUGUGCUCUGACUGACCACCCCUGCUUGUUCAUCUCUGGACGGCUGCACUCUGCCAACAAAUAUUUCUAAAUGUUUAUAACUUAACCAGUAAAAUUGCUGUGCUGCUGCCAGCAAACAAUAGUGUGAUACAAACAAUAUGUGCUUUUUUUUUUUUUUUUCGUCAGGGCAUUACUCUUCCAUGGAAAGUGUUAGGCUGCUGCCUACAGACUAACACCGGAUGAUGCCAUGAAUGAGGCACUUCCUUCAGCUUCCUUACAGCUGGAAAGGUACCUCACUUGCAGCAGCAAUAGGGAAUGUUCUAAGCACACCGCACCAUAACCCGCCUGGCCAAUUGCUGCCACCCGAGUUGUAACUGCACGGAACACAGAGCUGUCAGCCAUGCUGAGACCUAGAGCGGAAAUGUGUGUGGUUGCCUCAGUUCACUUCCUGCUCUUUCUGAUGCUUGAGGAGUUCACGUUUACUAAGGGGCACGGGUACCUUAAAAAUAUUCCAGAAGAACAGAAGUCCUGCAUCUGAAGAACAGAUGUAACUUAGGUUUUUAUUUUAAAAGUUUCUUACAAGAGUCAGUCGGCUUCCUCCAACACCAGUGCCCAGGAGCAGAAAUCGCAGGGAAGAUGAAAAGGACUUAGCUGCAUUUUAGGACUGACCCUGAUGGGCUGGAUUUUGUCUUGGCAGGAGUAUUUGAAGAUUGACGCUGAGAAAGACAAAACAGCCAAUGGCUUCAGAAUCCUCGGUCUCUGAGCAGGGAAAGCAACAUCUGAUGAAGGGAAGAAGGCGGCCACAGCAGCAGCAAACAAGAUCUUCCAACGGUGACGGUGAAGAUGACAUCUUUGUCUUUGAGGCGAAUGAGGCUUGGAAGGAUUUUCACAGCUCUCUUCUUCACUUCUUUGAAGCCGGAGAGCUCUGCGACGUGACGCUGAAGGUUGGUACAAAGCUCAUCUCCUGCCACAAACUGGUGCUAGCGUGCGUUAUACCUUACUUCAGGGCCAUGUUUCUUUCGGAAAUGGCUGAAGCCAAGCAGACUUUGAUUGAGAUCAGGGACUUUGAUGGUGAUGCAGUAGAAGACCUCGUGAAGUUCGUGUACUCCUCCCGGCUUACACUGACUGUGGACAACGUCCAGCCACUCCUGUAUGCUGCCUGCAUCCUUCAGGUGGAACUGGUGGCAAAGGCGUGCUGCGAGUACAUGAAGCUGCACUUUCAUCCCUCCAACUGCCUAGCGGUCAGGGCGUUCGCAGAGAGUCACAACCGCAUUGACUUGAUGGACAUGGCCGAUCAGUACGCCUGCGAACACUUCACUGAGGUGGUGGAAUGUGAAGACUUUGUGAGAAUCUCACCUCAGCACCUGCAUAAGCUCUUGUCCUCCAAUGACCUGAACAUUGAAAAUGAAAAGCAAGUUUACAGUGCUGCUAUCAAGUGGCUGCUAGCCAAUCCCCAGCAUCAUGCUACGUGGCUGGAUGAAAUACUCGCACAGGUACGACUGCCUCUCUUGCCCAUUUGUUUCCUUAUGGGUGUUGUGGCAAAGGAAGAGAUUGUCAAGCAGAAUCUAAAAUGUAGGGAUUUGCUGGAUGAAGCAAGAAACUACCACCUUCACCUGAGCAGCAGGGCAGUGCCAGACUUUGAAUACUCCAUUCGCACAACACCAAGGAAGCAGACUGCUGGUGUGCUGUUCUGCGUCGGUGGUCGAGGAGGAUCAGGCGACCCAUUUCGCAGCAUUGAAUGUUACUCUAUAAAUAAGAACAACUGGUUCUUCGGCCCUGAAAUGAACAGCAGGAGAAGACACGUGGGUGUCAUCUCCGUGGGAGGUAAAGUCUAUGCAGUAGGUGGACAUGAUGGAAAUGAACACUUGGGAAGCAUGGAAGUGUUUGAUCCUCUCACAAACAAGUGGAUGAUGAAGGCAUCGAUGAACACAAAGAGGAGAGGAAUCGCUCUUGCCUCCCUCGGCGGCCCCAUUUACGCAAUAGGAGGCUUAGAUGACAACACGUGCUUCAGCGAUGUGGAAAGAUACGACAUUGAGUCUGAUCGAUGGAGUGCGAUAGCGCCCAUGAACACUCCCAGGGGAGGAGUUGGCUCCGUAGCCCUCAUGAACCAUGUUUACGCAGUGGGUGGCAACGAUGGUGUAGCAUCUCUUUCCAGUGUGGAGAAAUACGAUCCCCAUUUGGAUAAGUGGAUAGAAGUGAAAGAGAUGGGCCAGCGGCGAGCUGGCAACGGUGUCAGCGAGCUCCACGGUUGCUUGUACGUCGUUGGUGGCUUCGAUGACAACUCCCCACUGAGCUCUGUGGAACGCUUUGAUCCGCGCAGCAACAAGUGGGAAUAUGUCGCAGAGCUUACAACUCCAAGGGGUGGAGUCGGCAUAGCAACACUGAUGGGGAGAAUUUUUGCAGUGGGAGGUCACAACGGCAACGCAUACCUGAAUACAGUGGAAGCAUUUGAUCCCAUAGUGAACAGGUGGGAGCUCGUUGGCUCUGUGUCGCACUGCAGGGCUGGGGCAGGCGUGGCUGUGUGCUCCUGCCUCAGUAGCCAGAUCCGUGACGUGGGCCAAGGAUCCAGCAACGUUGUUGAUUGCAUGUGAGCUCUGCUGCCUCCUCCAAACUCCAGAGGACUCAUUGUACAGAGGCACUACAGAGCUUUUAAAUUUGGUGUUUUGUGUGGUAGGUUAAGAAAUAAACACUAUACAUUUUCUCCGUGAAAAUGUUACCUUCUGUGACUUUCAGGCUUCGGGUGGCUUUCUGACAAUAGCUAUACAGAAAAGCCUGUGAAAACACGGAAUAACAGUGUGACUUACAGGAGAAAACCUGCCAAGAGCUGUAAUCAUCCCAUCUUCGAGAAGCUGCAAUUUCAGAGUCACUGGAGGCAGCUGCUGCAGCGACUUGUUAUUGAACUGUAAACCAUGGAAGGCAUGGGAGGGUGAGGAAGAGAGAGCAGCAGGCAGCGCUGCCUAAGCCUUACCCAACAGCCCUGCUGCAUGUUUCUGAAGGACCAGAGUGCUGUUUAUUAAUGUAACUUAUUUUCAGGAUUCAAGUCUUAAGCAUUUCCUAAUUGUAGAAGAGCUCUGAAACACAAAGCCUUUCAAGUUUUAGAAAGUAACGACAUCGGUGUUUCUCAUGAUGCUAAUGAGUACAGAAGUUAACUGCACAGCUCCCAAGGGACUGCUGGCUGUGGUGGGAACUGCAGGUAGUCUUUCUCAGGCCCACACACUUGUUAGAAAGCUGAAAUUUAGCUUCACCCUGAAUUCAGUCACUGGACUACUCAAAUUAUUUUAUCCUCAGUAAAGUCUGUAGCAGUGACACCCUCCAUAAGACAAAUUUCUAUGGAGAGAUCAUUCCCAAAGUAACCAAUGUAAUUUGGCCUUCUGGAGCUGCAUGCCAAAAUGUAGGCUUCAGUGGUCUCAGAAUUACCCUUUUCAGACUAAAGGGAAACCUAAUGAAGUUGCAGUGCUCGGUUAAGACCUUUAAAUGUAGCUCCAGGAGAUGACACGUCCAAUUUCAGUAUCCAGUAACAACUCUGGGGUAAUAGUAGGGGUGCUGGCUCUUUUAAGACCAUUCAGCUAGAAAGAUCUCUCCUCAAAGCAGUUUCAUGGCUUAAAGCUUAAAUAAACCAAAGAGAACCAGCAGCAAGAACAAGUGGAAAUAAGCAGUGCUUACCUUAAAGACUAAAACAGGAACUUGACACUGCUCUGGGCAGACAUCGUGUUACACAGACACAAACCUUGAAUUUGAGGUCAAGUCUGGCUGGAAAGACCAUAGUGUCCUGGUCUGCAUCACCGCCAACAGGCCAAGAGUGACGCCCCGUGGAGAGCAGGGCCCCACGGUGCCACCGUGUUGAAGGAACCAGGGAGCGCAGCAAACUUCUGUGCCUUCAGUACCAGGGAAGAGGUGCGACCGCACCAGCAUAAAAGCACAGCCACCUUUUACUGUUAUAUUACCAUCAUUUAGCUUUUCAGUUUCAAACAGCUUGCACGUGGGUAGCACCCAGGGACAUAACAAAUGGUACUGUAAAUAAUUAAACACUGCAAUAAAACGUUUGUACUUCA
Molecule: messenger RNA, 4619 nt
Organism: Oxyura jamaicensis (ruddy duck)
Lineage: Eukaryota; Metazoa; Chordata; Aves; Anseriformes; Anatidae
Gene: KLHL8
Product: kelch like family member 8
Exons: 11
Coding region: 1305-3158 (617 amino acids)
Molecular function (GO): protein binding
Source: RefSeq, a predicted model, not a curated record